AUGACGGCCGAAAAACCACUACUUCACCUGAGUGGGUUGGCCAAACGUUAUAUCCUCAGCCUCCCUAGUCCUUUUAUUGCUGUGGACAAGUUUCUACAGCCGGGGAUUUUCUCCGGUAGAGUAGAAAAUUGCGAAGAGUUCCUCACGAAGUACUGCCUCGCGUUCCUGUUACACCCUGAUCAGUUCCCGUCUGAGCGGACACAGGUAGCCUUCGUGUUGCUUCGGCUGGCCGGUCCGGCACUGCACUGGGCUGGGUCCCUGGCGGUUAAGGAAGAGGCAGUUCUCCAUUCUCUGGACCUCUUCUUGGCGAGAUUCUGCCAGGAGUUUGGCCCGCCGAACCUAUGUCUCCUGUGUGUGUCGCUCCAGUUCCCAAACCCUUCUACCAUCCGCGAAAUAAGGGACGAAUUUGCAGCUGUUGUUUACUCUGGACCGAAUCCCUCAUACGAGUUCCACCUAAUUAUCUCAGUCAUUUCUUUGGAAGUAGCGCAGAAGCAGCACACCCAGCAGAUCACUCCUGGUUUACAUCAGCUUCCAGGUCCUCCUGGUCCCAAAGGUGACAGAGGAUUUCCUGGGCCACCUGGGUUACCUGGGAGAGAUGGUAGGCCAGGGGUAACUGGGUUACCUGGUGCACCUGGACCUCCAGGGAGAGAGGGAUUGCCUGGAAAUCCUGGACCACUUGGACCACCUGGACCACCUGGACCUUUUUCAAUGUGUGAACAAGAUGCCACUCGUUCCAGUUGCCCGAACCUCAAAGCCUUCACGGAGGGCCUUGCUAAGUUAGAUCAGGCUAUAAACUAUGACUUUGUCCGGAGGGUUGGUCAGAAAUACUUUGUGUCCUACAAGGAGAGAGACUCUUUCUCCAGGGCCGUCGAGUUCUGCUCCCAACGAGGCUUAGAGCUGGCUUUGCCCCAGAACGAGGAGGAGAACAGCGUACUGACUCAGUUCUUUGGGGAUGCUUACAAAACGGCCUGGAUCAACGUCAACAAUCAAAAAGCAGAGGGGAAUUUUGAGACAGACAUGAACAACCGACCUCUGACAUUUACCAAAUGGGGAGGAGGGCAGCCAGACAAAUCCAUCCAGGAUACAGGCUGCACCAUGCUGUCAGAAAACGGCGUUUGGAGAGUGACACACGAAUGCUUCCUGAAUGCUUUCAUCAUUUGUCAGAUAUAGAAAGUUCUUAUAUUCCAGAUUAGGAAUCAUUGCUCUUAGAAAUAUUUACUUUCACAUGUUACAGUUUCCCUAAACCAUUAUGUUAGAUCUUAGUCCCAGGAACCUAUAAGUGCAUCAUCAGCAUGACAUUAUUACUGUUGCAAAGACAUAUUCCUAUAUGAAAAAGAAUUAAAGUACAGGAUUAAAGGAAGGAUAAUAUACAUAUAUAAGAACAAACAAUGCUUUCUGAGAGUGUAUGCCACAAUAAAGUGUACAGCAGUUAGCUAGCCUAGCUGCCUAGCUAUUUUAUCAGUUGAAAAAGUGAGUUAGAAAGUUUAAAGGAUUGGUAAAAUGAGUAUGUGAAUGUUAACAAAAGCAGCAGAAAAUUGACAACACUGACAAUAACCGACUUGACUUAGAGUAGGGUUUUCUCAAUGAUUUCUGACACUGUGUGUGUGUUUUUGUCACAACAUCAGAGAUUCACACUGACCAUGCUUUACAUAUUUACCACAGAUACUGAGGGUACUUUCAAACUAUCCAGCAGAGUGCAGUGUUUUUUUCCACAUUUGCCACUUGAACAUGAUACAUCCGUAACCAGUACUUGUACAAUGUUGGUUGUUUUCAGUACAAAUAUUUUAAGCCAAACAUGCCUUUUUAUCAUUCA
Molecule: messenger RNA, 1813 nt
Organism: Siniperca chuatsi (mandarin fish)
Lineage: Eukaryota; Metazoa; Chordata; Actinopteri; Centrarchiformes; Sinipercidae
Product: mannose-binding protein C-like
Exons: 7
Coding region: 1-1170 (389 amino acids)
Source: RefSeq, a predicted model, not a curated record